AUGGCGUCAAGUUUAGCUCAUCAUAUCUACAGAGUGCUCUCGGUUCCGAUGGGGUUCCUGAAAAGCACUUUCUCACUGUUGAUUGGCACCGGCUGCGGCAUCUACAUUGCCCAGAACUACGAAGUCCCAAACAUAAAUAAGCUCAUGUGGACUCUGAUGGGCAAGGCCAAGGAGUUUGAAGAAUCGUACAAGAAGCAGGGCAACGGCAAGAACAAGGAUAAUGAAUAG
This is a messenger RNA of Miscanthus lutarioriparius, 228 nucleotides long. Lineage: Eukaryota; Viridiplantae; Streptophyta; Magnoliopsida; Poales; Poaceae. The record is from the annotation of a GenBank genome assembly.